Messenger RNA from Protobothrops mucrosquamatus (brown spotted pit viper), 1617 nucleotides. RefSeq names its product synaptic vesicle glycoprotein 2A. Gene Ontology annotation, molecular function: transmembrane transporter activity. The transcript is spliced from 12 exons. The record is from RefSeq and is a predicted model, not a curated record. The coding region runs from base 1 to 1617 and encodes 538 amino acids. Gene Ontology annotation, biological process: transmembrane transport; chemical synaptic transmission. Lineage: Eukaryota; Metazoa; Chordata; Lepidosauria; Squamata; Viperidae. Gene Ontology annotation, cellular component: membrane.
AUGGUUUCCGCAAGCCUGAUUGUCUACCUGGGAAUGAUGGUGGGUGCCUUCCUGUGGGGCGGCCUGGCAGACCGGCUGGGGCGCAGGCAGUGCCUGCUGAUGUCACUCUCGGUCAACAGCGUCUUUGCCUUCUUCUCCUCCUUCGUGCAGGGCUACGGCACUUUCCUCUUCUGCCGGCUGCUCUCUGGUGUGGGCAUUGGGGGGUCCAUCCCCAUCGUUUUCUCCUACUACUCGGAGUUCCUGGCCCAGGAGAAGCGCGGCGAGCACCUCAGCUGGCUCUGCAUGUUCUGGAUGAUUGGCGGCAUCUACGCCUCUGCCAUGGCCUGGGCCAUCAUCCCCCAUUACGGGUGGAGCUUCCAAAUGGGAUCCGCCUACCAGUUCCACAGCUGGCGCGUCUUCGUCUUGGUCUGUGCCUUUCCGUCGGUCUUUGCCAUCGGGGCCCUCACCACCAUGCCGGAGAGCCCCCGCUUCUUCCUGGAAAACGGCAAGCAUGACGAGGCCUGGAUGGUUCUGAAGCAGGUCCAUGACACCAACAUGAGGGCAAAAGGCCACCCUGAACGGGUCUUCUCGGUGACCCACAUCAAGACAAUCAAACAGGAGGACGAAUUGGUCGAGAUCCAGUCGGACACAGGGACCUGGUACCGGCGCUGGAUGGUCCGCUUCCUGAAUCUUUCUCAGCAGGUCUGGGCAAACUUCCACCAGUGCUUUGCUCCCGAGUAUCGUCGGGUCACGUUGAUGAUGAUGGCGGUCUGGUUCACCAUGUCCUUCAGCUACUACGGCCUGACCGUCUGGUUCCCAGACAUGAUUAAGCACCUCCAGAAUGUGGAAUAUGCCUCCCGCACGAAGGUCUUUAACAACGAGACGUUCAGACACAUCACCUUCAACUUCACCCUGGAGAACCAGAUCCACCGCCGGGGGGAAUACUUCAAUGACAAGUUUAUUGGCCUCAAGAUGAAGUCGGUCACCUUCAUUGACUCUUUGUUUGAAGAGUGCUACUUUGAGGACGUCACGUCGAGCAAUACUUUCUUCAGGAACUGCACUUUUCUGGCCACCGUCUUCUACAACACAGACCUCUUUGAGUACAAGUUCAUCGACAGCCGGAUCGUCAACAGCACCUUCCUGCACAACAAAGAAGGGUGCCAGCUGGAUUUCAGUGACGACAACAACGCUUACAUGAUCUACUUUGUCAGCUUCCUGGGCACCCUGGCGGUGCUGCCAGGCAACAUUGUCUCUGCGCUCCUGAUGGACAAGAUCGGGCGUCUUCGCAUGUUGGCCGGCUCGAGCGUCAUGUCUUGCAUCAGCUGCUUCUUUUUGUCCUUCGGCAAAAGCGAGUCAGCCAUGAUUGCCCUCCUUUGCUUGUUUGGCGGGGUCAGCAUUGCCUCCUGGAACGCCCUAGAUGUCCUCACGGUGGAGCUGUACCCUUCGGACAGAAGGACCACCGCGUUUGGCUUCCUCAAUGCUCUCUGCAAGCUGGCGGCGGUUUUGGGCAUCAGCAUCUUCACGUCGUUUGUGGGCAUCACAAAAGCCGUGCCCAUUUUACUGGCAUCAGCGGCCCUGGCUGUGGGCAGCUCUCUGGCCCUGAAGCUGCCGGAGACCAGGGGGCAGGUGCUGCAAUGA